GGAGGAUUUUAGAUGCGCACCGUGUAGGGACAUAAAUGACAUGCCGUUGUGUCAGUAAGAUAAAUAAGUGUUACCAACGCCAAGCUGGCAGACCCCCGAACCGUAGUAAAGAGACCUCCGAAGACCAUUAGCUCCUUUAGCUUGUGUUAGCCGUUGUGGCAACAACACAUAAACAACGGGACUUCGUCUGCGUUAAAGAACGGCACUUUAUUUUCAGCACUGCAGGGAUGAUGCACAGCCUCUGUCAUCAGUGUCUGACUUUUACAUAGAGGGAAAUAACUCAAAAACAGCAUGCAGAACUGUGAAGGCUUCUUCACUUUGGCUGCUCGAUGUAAACAGAGCACAUGCCUCACUUUUCUUUCAAAGCUGGGGUUUAUUCACAUGCUGAAAGCUUUGGACCCCAGCUUCAACAACAAACUGAUCAACAGCAUCAAGUCUGCACAUCCUCCAUCACUUCCUCCUCCGUCAUCUCCUCCAUCACCUCCUCCUCCUUCUGUCAUGAGUCCUCCUGCAGAUUGUCUCUCCCCUCAGAAGAAGAAGAGGAGGAGGUCAGAGAUGGAAGAGUGUCCCACACCUGUUGACAUCGAAACACCUGAGAAAGCAGAAAAGAAGAAGAAGAAGAAGAAGAAGAAGACGAGAGAGAAAGAGGAGGACAGUCUUCACCCUCCUCCUCCUCCUGCUGAUGUGAGCAGCCCGGAGAAGGAGGAGAAGAGGAAGAAGAAAAAGAGAAUGGAGAGGCAGGAGGAGGAGGUGAAGGACGAGGUGCAGGACGCCGCAGAAACCAACGAAGCAGAGAAGAAGAAGAAGAAGAAGAAGAAGAAAAAGAAACACAAGGAAGGGCAGGGUGAGGAGAGCAUCGCCAUGGUAACAACAGACCAUAACCACAGAGAGACAGACGACAUUGCCACGAAGAAAAAGAAGACGAAAGAAGAGAGUGUGGAGCAAGUGAUGUCACAGGAAGGAGAGAAGAAGAAGAAGAGAGGGGAGAAAGUGAUGUCACAGGAAGGAGGGACUGUAGGAGAGAAAAGGAAGAAGGAGAGAGGGAAGGAGAGGAGAGGAGCAAAAGAGAAGGUGGGGGAGACGAAGAAGAGGACGACAGGAGGAGGAAGAGAAGGAGUGAAGAAGAAAAGAGGAGCUGAAGGAGAGGAGCAAGUGGACUGGGCAUCGUUAAAGGAGCUUCAGGAGUUUGUUCCAGGCGUGGAGAAGAAAUCAGCUGAUGAGAUCAACAAACUGCUGAGAUACGACCUGCAGCGCUUCAAGUACUUGAAACAACAAGGUGUGUCUUUGCGUCGGGGGCGGUGCUCUCAGGAAGAGAAUCAGCGAAUCAGAGAGAACGUGGCAGACUUCCUGGCUCUGACAGGCAUCAGCUCGGCCAAUCAGCUUCUGUUUCCUCAGAGGUACAAAGAUCAGGAGGUAGAGAUUAAGAAGCUGAGAGCACGACAUCACUUCCUGGAGAGAAUCGCCGAGGGGAUUCCUCGCACGUGCCAACAAGUUCACACAAGAGCCAAAAAGAUUUUUGACGACAGGAACCACAUAGGAAGGUACUCAGAGGAGGAGGUGCGUUCUCUGAUGAAGUUACAGAAUCUCCACGGCAACGACUGGAGGAAGAUCUCUGAGAAGAUGGAUCGCAGCGUGUACUCUUUACAGAAACGCUUCGUCAGCCUCGCUGCAGGUCGCGGUUCGUGGAGUCCAGACGAGGAGUCCAGGUUGAAGCAGGCUCUGAAGGCCCAUCUGGAGGUUCUGGUCCAGCAAAGCUCUACUGGUCCUGGUCUGAGCAGAGACCAGCUGUGUAACAACCUGCCCUGGAAGGAGAUCAGUCAGCAGGUCGGGACCAGGUCCUGGAGCCAGUGUCGACUCAAGUGGUUCUCCCUCUUGAAGUCCAAACUGUCUUCAGGUGUCAGCACCUUCAACAGAGGACCUGAAGGACUUCAGGCUAAAAUCCACCUCAUCAACACGUACGAUGAUGAUGAUGAAGACAAACUAACUGUCUGUUUUAGGCUGUACAACAUGCAGGUGAACGACAUGGCUGACAUCGACUGGGACGAGGUCGCUCACGCCAUCGGUAACGUGACUCCGUUGUGUGUACAGAAAAGUUUCCACAGACUGAAAGUUUCCAGAGUUCCCAAUUGGACCAGUUUAUCCUACGGAGAGAUCGUGGACUUCCUGCAGCUGAUGGUGGUUCCCGUCCUGAAGGAGAAGCUGAGGAGGCUCAGCAGGGAGGAGGAGCAGGAGGAGGCGCACAGCGACACCAGCUACCUGCUGUCUGACAUCAUCGGCUCGCAAGAUGGAGAGGACGACUUCAUAGAGGUGGACAACAGUCAGCUGACCUCCGGCCAAUCAGGACGAAGACGCCUGUAGAGAACAGCAGGCCCCGCCCCUUCUCCGAUGUGAUUGGCUGGCUUUCUGUCAGAGUGUGGAUGUGCACCGUUAUCACGCCGGUGUAUGCCUGCGAUAUGAGGUAGCAGAGUCUAACAGUUAUGAGAGCCGACAGAUCUGCUGUGGCGAAAGCGGCGUUGAUGUCACCAUGAUCACAUGACCCACACAGACACGUCGGACAGCGAGGUGAUGAUGUCAUUUGGACUGAUGUUAAAUCAGAUUGGGACGUUUCUGUUCGUACGAGUGAAACUUUGUCUGCUGGUGACACCACGCCUUUUUGUAAUCAGCUGACGGUCACCUGUUCGCCGCAGCCAGCUGCCACACUUCCUGUAAACUGCUCCCCUGACCCUCACUGCUCCAAGAGAUGAACGAACUCAACAAACUUUUAUUUUGAAAGUCUUGAUGAAUUUGUGGUGAUUUGGUUUUCUAAUUAAAUAUUUACUUCCUG
Molecule: messenger RNA, 2824 nt
Organism: Epinephelus moara (kelp grouper)
Lineage: Eukaryota; Metazoa; Chordata; Actinopteri; Perciformes; Serranidae
Product: transcription termination factor 1-like
Exons: 11
Coding region: 292-2358 (688 amino acids)
Source: RefSeq, a predicted model, not a curated record